AUGUUCUUGAUGAAUUUACUGUGGUUAUUAGUAGAAGGCAACAUAGUCCAUGUAUGGUCAAUUAAUGAAGGGUAUGGUGAUGAUGUGGCGCCCAAUAAAAACACGGAAAAAUUUAAAAUUAUCAGUAAACCCUGCGAUAAGAAAGCCGAUUUGUUUAUGCUGCAACAUAAACACCUUAGCGCCGAAGGAUUUGAUGCUCCACCGCCAGCUGGAUCAACUAUAUGGCCGUUUUUUGUAAAACGUAUAGCCCAUUCAAAUUUACUUCUCGUUGUUGUAAAAAAUGCAGAAAGCAGUCAAAGUCAUUUGAGUGUUAAUCCAGUUAAAGUGGAGUAUAAAAACACAUCAGGUAUAAUCACAGAUCAUAGUUGCAACAAACUGAAUCUCAACUCUUUUUAUAGACGCAAACUGGGAGGAUGUUAUAAUAGUCAUCCGGAGGAGCCAAACACCAAAGUGUGUUCAAAAUGGUGGUCAAAAUUACCAGAAAUUUGUGUUGUGAUUCAACGUGUUUUGGUGUACCUCGUUGCUCGUGAGGACAGUAGUGCGAAGACUAGAGAUCCUGUUCCGGCUGCAUUCAGUGUGUUUUUGUUAGUGAAGUCAUCGUCAACAGUUGCUGGCACACAUUCGCACGUACUCAGGGUCAAUUUGAUUUUUAUUGUAACUUAUUGA
Messenger RNA from Macrosiphum euphorbiae (potato aphid), 666 nucleotides. The record is from the annotation of a GenBank genome assembly. Lineage: Eukaryota; Metazoa; Arthropoda; Insecta; Hemiptera; Aphididae.